Messenger RNA from Emiliania huxleyi CCMP1516, 312 nucleotides. It is a transcript of the gene RAN-2, whose product is annotated as RAN, ras superfamily GTPase. The annotation marks the transcript as partial. Lineage: Eukaryota; Haptophyta; Isochrysidales; Noelaerhabdaceae. Gene Ontology annotation, biological process: ribosomal subunit export from nucleus; protein import into nucleus. Gene Ontology annotation, cellular component: nucleus; cytoplasm. The record is from RefSeq and is a predicted model, not a curated record. The transcript has 3 exons. Gene Ontology annotation, molecular function: GTPase activity; GTP binding.
AUGUCUGUGCCGCCCACGUUCAAGCUGGUGCUGGUUGGCGACGGCGGCGUUGGCAAAACCACCUUUGUCAAGCGCCACCAGACCGGCGAGUUUGAGAAGAAGUAUGUCGCGACGCUCGGUGUGGAGGUGCACCCGCUCCGAUUCCACACGAACCGCGGCGAGCUGGUCUUCAACGUGUGGGACACGGCGGGGCAGGAGAAGUUUGGCGGGUUGCGCGACGGGUACUACAUCCAGGGCCAGUGCGCCAUCAUGAUGUUUGACGUCACCUCGCGCAUCACCUACAAGAAUGUUCCCAACUGGCACCGGGACCUG